AUGAGAUUGAAAAAGAUUAAUAGGAAGCUGAAGGAUUCUUCUGAGAUUGACAAAGAUUCAUGUGCAUCUUAUUCUUAUCUAUUUUCUCUUUCUUUUUCUUCUUCUCUUAGCUACCUAGACAGCUUAGAUCGAAUCGGAGCUGCAGACUACCAGCCCACGGAGCAGGAUAUCCUCCGAACCAGGGUCAAAACAACCGGCAUCGUAGAAACCCACUUCACAUUCAAAAACCUCCACUUCAGGCUCUUCGAUGUCGGGGGCCAGCGGUCAGAACGCAAGAAGUGGAUUCACUGCUUCGAGGAUGUCACAGCGAUCAUUUUCUGUGUGGCGCUGAGUGGCUACGACCAGGUGCUCCAUGAAGACGAAACCACGAACCGCAUGCACGAGUCACUGAAGCUUUUUGACAGCAUCUGCAACAACAAAUGGUUCACAGAGACGUCUAUUAUCCUCUUUCUAAACAAGAAGGACAUAUUUGAGGAGAAAAUUAAGAAAUCUCCACUGACUAUCUGCUUUCCUGAGUACACAGGCCCGAACUCUUUCACGGAGGCUGUGGCUUACAUCCAGGCUCAGUACGAGAGCAAGAACAAGUCCCCCAACAAGGAGAUCUACACGCACAUCACCUGCGCCACCGACACCAACAACAUCCAGUUCGUCUUUGAUGCCGUCACAGAUGUCAUUAUAGCCACCAAUCUGCGGGGAUGCGGACUCUACUAA
This is a messenger RNA of Pterocles gutturalis (yellow-throated sandgrouse), 711 nucleotides long. Its product is annotated as guanine nucleotide-binding protein G(o) subunit alpha-like. Gene Ontology annotation, cellular component: heterotrimeric G-protein complex. Gene Ontology annotation, biological process: adenylate cyclase-modulating G protein-coupled receptor signaling pathway; G protein-coupled dopamine receptor signaling pathway. Lineage: Eukaryota; Metazoa; Chordata; Aves; Pterocliformes; Pteroclidae. Gene Ontology annotation, molecular function: G protein-coupled serotonin receptor binding; corticotropin-releasing hormone receptor 1 binding; mu-type opioid receptor binding. The record is from RefSeq and is a predicted model, not a curated record. The transcript has 4 exons. The coding region runs from base 1 to 711 and encodes 236 amino acids.